UUCCAGCUGGAGAGCAAUCGAGUUUAGCUAUCCCAGAGAUAGAGCGGCGCAGGAAGUGGAUAAUAGAGUCGGCAACCGGGUGGAGGAUAGAGCGUACCGGAAGUAGAACAUAGAAUAGGCCCCGUGCUGGGAUAGAGCGGCGCCACUCGCCGGAAGUAGUGCAGUGGAGACUGGAGACGGCACAGGGUGGGGAUAGAGCGGCUACUAGAUGUAGAGCAGUAGAGUCGGACAUUGGGCGGGGACAGAGAGGCCCUUGGCGGACCUGGUUGGGGCGUCAUGUCUUAUGCCUAUCUUUUCAAAUACAUCAUCAUCGGGGACACUGGUGUCGGGAAAUCCUGUCUCCUGCUGCAGUUCACGGACAAGCGCUUCCAGCCCGUCCAUGACCUGACCAUCGGUGUGGAGUUCGGAGCUCGGAUGAUCAACAUUGAUAGCAAACAGAUCAAGCUGCAGAUCUGGGACACGGCCGGGCAGGAGUCUUUCCGUUCCAUCACCCGCUCCUACUACCGUGGUGCAGCCGGAGCGCUGCUGGUCUAUGACAUCACCAGGCGGGAGACCUUUAACCACCUGACCUCGUGGCUGGAGGACGCUCGGCAGCAUUCCAGCUCCAACAUGGUCAUCAUGCUUAUCGGUAACAAGAGUGACCUGGAGUCCCGGCGGGAUGUGCAGAAAGCAGAGGGAGAGGCCUUCGCUCGGGAACAUGGGCUGGUCUUCAUGGAGACCUCAGCCAAGACAUCCACCAACGUCGAGGAGGCCUUCAUUGACACAGCCAAGGAAAUCUACAGGAAGAUUCAGCAAGGGCUCUUUGAUGUCAACAACGAGGCGAAUGGCAUCAAGAUCGGGCCCCAGCAGCCGUCAGGCACAGCCCCUGGCGCCGGCUCUCGCCACAGCCCCCAAGGCUCAGGAGACAGCUCAGGCUGCUGUUGAGCCCCUCGUUGCGCACUCUGGUGCAUGCCAGUGCCCCUGGAGUGGGGUGAGGGGGUCAUCCUCUGCUCCCCUGGGACUGAGACCAGCCCACCCCGGUCCCUGGUGGGGAAGGUGGCUCCCUUCCUGAGCUGUGGAGGUGGGAGGGAGCUCAUGACUCCUGUCCCGACCCCAUAGAGAGGAACAGGUGUCCCCUGACUCAUGCCUGGGAGGUGGUUAAAGAUCCUGCCCGUGGUUCAACCCCCCCCCAAACAUUCCUUCUUGUAAGCUGGGGUGGGGGGCAGAGGCAGAGCCGGGUCUGGAAUCUCCCCUCGUCAGUGCCUUCUCGCUUCAGCUGCAUCUCUUGCUGCCCAGGCCCCAGCGAGACCCCCCGCAACCCUUCCCUGGGGCUUGUGGGUCCCAACUGGGGACCCCCCCACAUCCUGUUUGUGUGUUCCUGGCCAGGUGCCCAGCCCCCAUCCCUCAGCCUGUAUUGGCUUUUAUUGUGUACUCACUCUCUGUGGCUCCUCAUCUUAUUAAACGUAUGCAUGUCUGCAAUCUGCACUCACUGCAUCUCUGCUUAUGGAGCAGGGCACCAUGGUGUGGUCCUUCCUCUCCCAGAGCCCGGGAAAGAACCCAGGACUCCUGGCUCCCAGUGCCCACUGCUGUAACCUUCUAGGCUGCACCACUGAUGGGAGAUUUAUUCUCUUGUCAGCGUGGGCAGGACUCAGUUUUUCUAAGCUUUCUGGGGGCUUCAGGCACUGAGUUCCCCAUUCACUGGGCACCCAGUUCCCUUAGGGAGCUCUGAACAUCUGGGCCUCAAUGUCUCCGGCCGCAGGGGAAGCAUGCUGACAACACAGAGGUAUAGACACUGGUGAUGGGGCCAUAGACUGCGUUGAGUAACUGGUGCAGCUGGGGGAGCGUUUUACAGUCAGGACUGGGGUUUGCAAAGACCCCAACUCCCCUUGUCUCUCAGCUCAGGUCAGCGUCAUUCCCAGAGGGAACAGACAACCAUGUGCCCAGCUUCCAUUCUUGCCUCUCAGCUCUGGGGAAAGCUCCCUAAAGAUACCCCUUGGCCUCCUCCGAACCCUGUGUGCACUGCUGCAGGCAGCUGGAGGGCUGUGCUGGCCGGUGGCUAAGCACUGCCUACAUUCUACUAAGUCACCCCAUCUUACUUCACCCGCCUGCAGAGUUUGGAAGGUUUUUGGCCUUUAUCUGCAUGGGAACGUUGCACCGGUUACACCAGGGAUUUCAAACUCAAAUCACCACGAGGGCCACAUGAGGACUAGCACAUUAGCACGAGGGCUGCAUCACUGACACCCUCGCCCCCCACUGCCCCUGGCCCUGCCCCACUCCACCCUUUCCAUGAGGCCCUGCCCCUGCCCUGCCUCUUCCCACCCCUUCCCCGCCCCCAUUCCAACCCCUUCCCCAAAGUCCCCACCCCAACUCCGCCCCUGUCCCUGCCCUCCCUCUUCUCCGCCUCCUCCCCUGAGGAUGAGGCUCCCCGCUCCUCCCCCUUCCCUCCUGGAAAGCUAAGCGCUGCCAAACAGUUGUUUGGCGGAGGGAAGCGCCUGGAGGUAGGCGGAGGAGCGGGAAUGCGGCGCACUCGGGGGGAGCUUGGCGGCCACAGCAAAUAACUUGGGGGGGGAAUGGGGGGCAUGGGGAUUUUGGCAGGCCACAGCAACCCCUGGGUUACACGCUGAUUGGUUUGAACCUGGCGCUGGACCAUGUUGGACGCUACAAUUCCUGUUCCCAAUUGUAAACUAAACUGAAAUAGGUAGGGUGACCAGAUGUCCUGUUUUUAUAGGGACAGCCCCUUUUUUGGGACUUUUUCUUAUAUAAGCGCCUAUUACCCCCCACACACACCCUGUUCCGUUUUUUCACAGUUCCUAUCUGGUCACCCUAGAAAUAAGCCACUUCUAAACCCAGAUGAGAGACAGUGCCAUGUUUUGUUCUGGCUUGGAUGUCUGUGUUGGAAUUCGCAGGUUGGCUGCGUUAGACUGAUGCAAUUUCCCCAUGUAGAUGAUACUUCAGGGGCUGUCUACUCAGAAAAGUUAAUCUGAAUUCACUUUUAAAGUAGAUUCCUUAAAGUGCAUUAAACCCCUGUGUGGACGCUUUUAUUAUUUAGAAUUAAAGUGAGCUGAAUACAGUUUAGCUUAAUUCAUUUUGGUUGUAAAUUAAAAUCAACUGAAUUAGCAUCACUUUAAUUCUGAAUAAGAGCAUCCAUACAGGGAUUUAAUCUGGUUUAAUGGCUCCAUUUUAAAUUCACCCCUUAGAUCGCAAGCUGCUUGAGGUGGGGACAGUUGGAUAUUCUGUGUCUCCUGGACCAAGUGGGCCCCCAACCUGCUGUGCUCUUUGUGUGCUACUGCUGUAUACCUGUUACUAGCAUAAUAGCCCUGGGGGGUGGGCUCAUUGGAUUUUGGACAAAAAUGUUUUGCUGAAAAAUAGGAUUCCACCUCUAUAAACAUAUAGAUUCCCCCCUUCCCAUAAACAUUUAACAAUUUAAAAUAUUUUGAAGGGGAAAAUAUUGCAAAUUUUUGGUUUGAAAUUGUGGGGAAAUGUCAACUUUCUCACAUUUUUAUUUUCUUGCUUUUUCUAUGGGGGGAAAAAGGAGUUUAAAAGGUUUUUAAAGUUGGAGAAUGGGAGGAAGAACCCCUUUAUUUCUCGUGUCUACAUUUUCCCAGUGAGAAAAAAACGUUUUAACAAAAAAAAGUGAUCAUUGUUCUACUUUUUUUUUUUUUUCCUCCAGUGAGGUAAAAAAGGAGAGAAAGGGAAUU
Dermochelys coriacea (leatherback sea turtle) is the source of this 3677-nucleotide messenger RNA. RefSeq names its product RAB2B, member RAS oncogene family (gene RAB2B). NCBI's taxonomy places the organism in Eukaryota, Metazoa, Chordata, Testudines, Dermochelyidae. Gene Ontology annotation, cellular component: Golgi apparatus. The record is from RefSeq and is a predicted model, not a curated record. Bases 277 to 924 code for a protein of 215 amino acids. Gene Ontology annotation, molecular function: GTP binding; GTPase activity. The transcript has 8 exons.